Molecule: messenger RNA, 1030 nt
Organism: Bemisia tabaci
Lineage: Eukaryota; Metazoa; Arthropoda; Insecta; Hemiptera; Aleyrodidae
Source: RefSeq, a predicted model, not a curated record
AUUCUAAAAAUUGUCAACGUCAAGUGCGACGACAGUUGUUCUCAGGCCAGGAGUAAUUCAACUCUCACAAUCAAAGAGAGAGAUAAGAACGCGAUAGUCCGCACUAGAAACACGUGAAAAUCAUCAUUGAUGGACAACGAAAACAUGCUUUCUGGAAUCUUAUGCAUUUCACUUCUUUUUCACCGCUUGGAGGGAACUUCCCGCCCGGAAAUCAAAGUAGGUAAAUUAGAACCCGAUACAAUCAAACAGUUGGUGACAGAUCACAAAAUUGUCCCGGAUGUGAUCGAUGUUUCACCCAAACAUGCAAUUAAGUGUUGGCAGGUUCACUGGUUGCAUGGAAUCACAGCCAAAUUCGGAAAUACGUUGGUUCCUGAGGAUCUUCGCAAAUCACCAUUCCUCAUCAAAUGGCCAAUCGAGAAGGGUGCUGUAUAUUUGUUGAUGAUGGUUGAUCCUGACGUACCAUCCAGGAAAAACCACACGUUGCGAGAAUGGAAUCACUGGAUGUUCGUGAACAUGCCGGCGUAUCCGUUGAUGCUGUUCGGGGAUACACUUGUAAAAUAUGUAGGACCGGAUCCUCUGGAGGGCACAGGAUUCCACAGAUAUAUUUUUCUCAUAUUCAAACAGCCGGGAAAUUUAACAUUCAACGAACCAGUUUUGAAGCAUGAACGAAACAAUACUUCAAGGGGACACUUUUCAACGAGAAAAUUUGCGAACAAAUACAAGUUAGGAGAUCCAAUCGCAAUAAACUUUUUUAUCGCAGAAUGGAGACAAAACUCAUCAACGGGUAGUGAUGAUUACAGUUACGAUGCAUAUCGAGUGAACGGAGAAUUACCUCACCAGUUUAAAAAUUUAACCUAUUUUGACAAAGAUAAAAAUGAUGAUGAUGAUGAUGAUGAUGAUAAUGAUUAUCAUCAUCAUGAUGGCCACGAAUGACGGUGAGGAUGAGGAUCUCGAUUAUUCAAGCUGAGGAAGACGGAUGAUCCAACCGCAUUUCUCGAAAAUUCUAUGUGGAUCUAUUUUGAAUUUACGU